UUUCAGCAUCACAUCCUUGUCUGGGCUGUCGGGCUGAGCAGGGCCCUGGAGUUAGUCCCAAUCUGUUUCCUUCUAUUCUUUGACAGGAAGCUCCUGGAGAGCCAGCCCCCAGCCCCUCCCCCUCCCAGCACUCCCUCUCUCUUCUCCACUAUGGACAGAGCCUCCACCGAGCAGCUGCCUGCCCACCACAGACCCCGCUGACAUGGGGACCGCUGGAACCACGCAGCUGUGCCGGGUGAUCCUGAGCUUCCUCCUCCUCCAAGGCCACAACUCCCAGCCCACGACAAUGCAGCACUCUAGGCAACAGGGAGCCAUCAUUCUAAAUCUGACUGUACUGCCACCUUCUCCCAACACAGCUGCUCCAGAGAAGGCCUCACAGGUCCCCACAGGCCCCAGUAAACCUGUGAUGUCAAGGUCAAGCACCAUGGAUGGUCACUCCCCACCCCAGCCACAGGAGCACACAUCAGGAUCUGACACCUCUCAAAACGUUACUUCCAAAUUGGCCACCAUGAGCCCGAAGACAAGAGAAGACCCCACCAUUCUGCCCACCCCUAUGUCAGAGCAAGUGCUCACUGUGGCUGCAUUUGGUGUCAUCAGCUUCAUUGUCAUCCUGGUGGUUGUGGUGAUCAUCCUGGUCAGUGUGGUCAGUCUAAGGUUUAAGUGUCAGAAGAACAAGGAAUCUGAAGCUGCUCCACAGCCAAUGGAGAGAAAGACAACAUCACCCUCAUCUCCAUGAAGAAUAUAAACAUGAAUAACAGCAAAGGAUGCCGCUCAGCAGAGAAAGUUCUUUAAAAGCAACGGUGGGUCCCUAUGAGUACGAGGAUGAUGAAGCUGCCCUGUGCCUGAAAGAAGGAAGGUGAUGCCCUAACCGGAUUGGCUCAGUGGAUAGAGCAUCGGCCUGCAGACUGAAAGGUCCCAGGUUCGAUUCCGGUCAAGGGCAUGUACCUUGGUUGUGGGCACAUCCCCAGUAGGGGAUGUGCAGGAGGCAGCUGAUUGAUGUUUCUCUCUCAUUGAUGUUUCUAGCUCUCUGCCCCUCUCCCUUCCUCUCUGUAUAAAAUUAAUAAAAUAUAUUUUAAAAAAGAAGGAAGGUGAUAUUAUCAGUAGAGGCAGUAAGCCAUAUAUAAAUUAUUUCAUUGUUUCACAUCUACUCCCAGCUCUAAAAGAUACUAACAUUACUCCAGAUCUGGGAGCAAGCUACCAAUAUGAGAGACUCUUUCCAGGUGGACCGCCAUUCCAGAAAUACGGACAGCUCUUCCCACCUUCUCAAAGUCAUAGGAAGGAGAAAUUGGUAGAGCAAAAGCAAUAAAAAUAACACAAAGUGAAUCGGUCCUUUCUACUUGGCAUUAAAAUUAUUUUCUGGCCUGCA
Messenger RNA from Pipistrellus kuhlii (Kuhl's pipistrelle), 1366 nucleotides. It is a transcript of the gene ECSCR, whose product is annotated as endothelial cell surface expressed chemotaxis and apoptosis regulator. The record is from RefSeq and is a predicted model, not a curated record. Gene Ontology annotation, biological process: positive regulation of endothelial cell apoptotic process; negative regulation of angiogenesis; positive regulation of proteasomal protein catabolic process. Lineage: Eukaryota; Metazoa; Chordata; Mammalia; Chiroptera; Vespertilionidae. Bases 203 to 736 code for a protein of 177 amino acids. The transcript is spliced from 8 exons. Gene Ontology annotation, cellular component: cytosol; plasma membrane.